CGCCCGACACGCGGCACCGGCGAGGGGCACUGCACCAGCAUCGGGUCGCGGCCGCUCCAGCCAGAGCCUGCCCCCUGCUGUGGGACCGCCGGCAGACCACCCUGGGCCGUCGGAAAGAUGAGCGGCUGCGGGAGGAAGGCCCUGACCCUGCUGAGCAGCGUGUUCGCCGUCUGCGGCCUGGGCCUCCUGGGCAUCGCUGUCAGCACCGACUACUGGCUGUACCUGGAGGAGGGCGUGGUCCUGCCCCAGAACCAGAGCACGGAGAUCAAGAUGUCCCUGCACUCGGGCCUGUGGCGUGUCUGCUUCCUCGCAGGAGAGGAGCGCGGACGCUGCUUCACCAUCGAGUACGUGAUGCCCAUGAACUCGCAGCUGACGUCCGAGUCCACGGUCAACGUUCUGAAAAUGAUUCGCUCGGCCACACCGUUCCCUCUGGUCAGUCUCUUUUUCAUGUUCAUUGGGUUCAUCCUGAGCAACAUCGGACACAUCCGUCCCCACAGAACAAUACUGGCCUUCGUCUCCGGCAUCUUCUUCAUCCUCUCGGGCCUCUCUCUCGUGGUGGGCCUGGUCCUCUACAUCUCCAGCAUCAACGACGAGAUGCUCAACAGGACCAAGGACGCAGAGACCUAUUUCAGCUACAAGUACGGGUGGUCCUUCGCCUUCGCUGCCAUCUCCUUCCUGUUAACGGAGAGUGCGGGCGUGAUGUCCGUGUACCUGUUCAUGAAGAGGUACACGGCUGAGGACAUGUACAGGCCUCACCCCGGCUUCUACCACCCGCGCCUGAGCAGCUGCUCAGAUUACUCAGGCCAGUUCCUCCACCCCGACGCCUGGACCCGGGGCCGCAGCCCCUCGGACAUCUCCAGCGAUGCCUCCCUGCAGAUGAACAGCAACUACCCAGCCUUGCUCAAGUGCCCCGACUAUGACCAGAUGUCGUCCUCCCCCUGCUGAGCCUCGCGGCCUCCCUCCCAGGACCGUGGACAGCCAGGCAGCCUCUCCCGUGCGCCCCCGCUGGCCUGAGAGCCCAGGCCUGUGGCUGGCAGGCGGGCUGCCCCCACGCUUAGCUGUCACCUGACCCCUGUCUCCCUGCCUCCCCCACAGCAUCUAUAACUGCCCCACCGUGGUGUCAGGAGUCUGGAGCCAGCGGGCAAGCGGAUUGGCUGAGAGCAUGGGUUAGCCCCACCUCUUGAGUGCCAAUCACUUCAGCAGCUCUCCCCUCUCCUGGGACAGGUGGGUGUCCCAACUGUGUAUUCAUCCCUGUACCCCAACUUCAUGGCCGCAGGCCAAGGCCAGCUCUGAGAUGCCAAGUCCCUUCCACAGACCCAGCUGGACUUGUGUACUUGCCAACUGGCCUGGGCCUCACGUUCGUGGUCUGGACCAUCGGACGAAAGGUGGCUUGUAGGGGGGUCCGGCUGGUUCCACACUGUCAGGCAGUGUUCCCUGUGAAAUCUUUUGUUCUUUUAUCACCCAUAUUCGUCCA
Molecule: messenger RNA, 1474 nt
Organism: Molossus molossus (Pallas's mastiff bat)
Lineage: Eukaryota; Metazoa; Chordata; Mammalia; Chiroptera; Molossidae
Gene: CACNG5
Product: calcium voltage-gated channel auxiliary subunit gamma 5
Exons: 6
Coding region: 118-945 (275 amino acids)
Biological process (GO): calcium ion transport; neurotransmitter receptor internalization; regulation of AMPA receptor activity
Cellular component (GO): AMPA glutamate receptor complex; postsynaptic density membrane
Molecular function (GO): channel regulator activity; voltage-gated calcium channel activity
Source: RefSeq, a predicted model, not a curated record